Molecule: messenger RNA, 897 nt
Organism: Aureobasidium subglaciale EXF-2481
Lineage: Eukaryota; Fungi; Ascomycota; Dothideomycetes; Dothideales; Saccotheciaceae
Exons: 2
Coding region: 1-897 (298 amino acids)
Source: RefSeq, a predicted model, not a curated record
AUGGACAAUCCUCCAGAGCCCAUGCCCAAGGUCUCGAUUGAUCCUCUACCCCCAGCAGCAGAGUCACCUCCCUCUCCGCCCCCUUCUCCACCUCCACCAGAGCAACUCGUCGUCACCAGCCAUGGAGGCUCCGUCGUUGCAGUCCCGGCAGCAGAACCAACACUCGAAAAGGCUGUGACACCUCCAGCUUCUGGACCCAAGCCUCCAUCACCACCUCCCGCGCCUCCAGUUGUUAUCGUUGCUCCUGAGCCUCUCCCACCACCCAGCCCUUCUCUCAUUGCUGUUCCUGCAAAUGUCUCGCCACCGGCCUCUCCGGUCAUUGCACCAAUCCCUGUCGUCGUCCAGCAAGUGGAGCCGAGCUCUACUCAGACCACACAUGUUGAAGCGCCACCCGCACCUAUCGUGUCAUCGACCCCUUCAUCACCAAGUGUCUCCCCGACAGUGAUCAUAGAGUCGCCAAAUUCUAUAUCGCCAGCUCCAGUAUCACCAGUCAUCGUUGCCGCUCCGUCAAGCACAACUCCUGCUCCGGUUGUACCGCUGGCUGCGGCUCCUAUUGCAUCCAUACAGAGAGUCGGAACAACUACUCAAGGGAGCACUGACAGGGUGCCCGUCCUCGUUGCAAGCAAAUCUUCGCCCGAACUACAACAAGAGGCGCAUGAAGUACGCGCUAGGCCAUCAUUCUUGUCCUUCCGAUCUAUGCCCUCCGAUACUUUUAUCAGACGUGACACGCAUGUUGUGGUCGUUGAUCCUGUUGACGAGGGUGGCCACCCAAAGAGACAUUGGAGAGACAAAGUCAGAAAGUUCUGGGUUUCCAAACUUGGUGGCAGACUAUUCCUGCGUCUUCUGCUGGGAGAGCAAGGUAGCAAUGUUGCAACUGCCGUGGUUUCAAGAUAUUGA